Messenger RNA from Hippoglossus stenolepis (Pacific halibut), 2731 nucleotides. It is a transcript of the gene aqp9b, whose product is annotated as aquaporin 9b. NCBI's taxonomy places the organism in Eukaryota, Metazoa, Chordata, Actinopteri, Pleuronectiformes, Pleuronectidae. Gene Ontology annotation, molecular function: glycerol channel activity; water channel activity; urea transmembrane transporter activity. Gene Ontology annotation, cellular component: basolateral plasma membrane; plasma membrane. The transcript has 6 exons. The record is from RefSeq and is a predicted model, not a curated record. Gene Ontology annotation, biological process: water transport; glycerol transmembrane transport. Bases 312 to 1178 code for a protein of 288 amino acids.
UUUGAUGUCACAGAAGACUCCUCUUUUAUGUCAUCACAUGGGCCUUCUCCUAAAUAAAGAAGAAACAAUAAGCAGAUUUGAAACAAACACGUUACAGCAGCUGUGGUCCUCUGAAUAUGUGAUGGAAAGUGGACCCCUGGCGGUUAGAGAGGGAAACGGUCGCAGAGAGCUUAACGCGCUGCCGAGCAGGGAGGCGGCAACCGACUGUCACCCAGAGAGAGUAGAGGUUAGCUGUUUGUUCUGGUCGGAGGAAGAACAUCAAGGAGAUCCAGACAACAACAACAACAACAACAACAACAACAACAACAACAAUGGAUAGCGAGAACAAGAGGAGGCUGAGGGAGAGGUUUGGCCUGAGGAAGGACAUCUUCAAGGAGUUCCUGGCGGAGUUUCUGGGGAUAUUUGUCCUGAUACUCUUUGGAUGUGGUUCAGUGGCCCAGGCGGUGCUCAGUAAAGGGGCUCUCGGGGAGCCCUUGACCAUCCACAUAGGCUUCACUCUGGGAGUCAUGAUGGCCGUCUUCAUGGCAGGAGGAGUGUCAGGAGGCCACGUGAACCCUGCAGUCUCUCUGGCCAUGGUGAUCCUGGGGAAGCUGCCACUGAAGAAGUUCCCUGUGUACCUGGUGGCUCAGUUCCUGGGUGCUUUCGCUGGCUCCUGUGCCGUCUAUGGGUUGUACUAUGAUGCUUUGAUGGACUUUAGCGACGGAGAAUUACUUGUUACUGGUGCCAAUGCCACAGCCAACAUCUUUGCAUCUUAUCCUGCCAAACAUCUCUCCAUCCUAAAUGGGUUUGUGGAUCAGGUCAUCGCAACUGCCGCUCUGGUCCUGUGCAUCCUGGCCAUCACUGACAAGAAGAACAUUGGUGCCCCAAAAGGCAUGGAGCCUCUGUGCAUCGGCUUGGCCAUCCUGGGCAUCGGAGUGGCCAUGGGACUGAACUCCGGCUAUCCCAUCAACCCAGCCCGAGACCUCGGCCCACGGUUCUUCACGGCUGUGGCCGGCUGGGGCAUGGAUGUGUUCAGAGCUGGAGGCUGCUGGUGGUGGAUCCCUGUGGUUGGGCCCAUGGUUGGCGGAGCAGUCGGAGCCGGCAUUUACUUUCUCUUCAUUGAGUUGCACCACCAAGAGCCGGAAAAACUGGAGGAGACCAACAUGCAGGACAAAUAUGAAAUGAUAACCAUGAGUUAAAAAAAAAUUCCUCUAGAUCACAGGUUUUUUUUACAUUUCUACCUUACAUUCACAGUGGAUUGUUUAAUACAAGGCAUGCAUGUGACUCCACGAUGUCAGUCAUUUCUAUAAUAUGCAUGAAUGGAGUCUUUUCCUAGGAGGUCUCGGCUGUUUAUAGGUUUGAGGGUUUCUUUAAUCAAAGUAUUGAACUUGCUUACAAAAUAUAUUUUAAUUAGACGUCAUGUUUAGUUCCUUGAUGUUUUAAGUUUCCUCUGUUUUAUAUCGUAUACACAGUAUUCUUUAUUUUCUCCUUUUUCCUAACUGGGAAUCAUUUCCUCAUGUUAGAAAUAUUUGCCAAGCUUCUGUACAGCUUUUUUAUAUACUACUGUCUACCUGACAACCAGGGGCAUUAAAAGCAUGUAGCACUUAGGAAAACAAUUGAUUUAAUGUGGGAAUGUAAUCAUUUUAUUUUUAGCCAGUGUUAAAGUAAUGUGUGUUAUGUAGUAUGUGUGAUUUCUUUCUUCUGUUUCUCUUCAUCCUUUACAUGUGCGUAAAGAGGGAGUGAUUGAUUGCUUUAUCAGCAUGUAGAAAAUCCAGCCUUAAAAGAUUACACUGGUGUCGCUCACGUUUUCAGUCAUUUCCAUAAUGCUGUGACACACAAUCCUUUAUCAUGUUGCUGGAUUACAGAUUUAUAAGACGCUUGAUAUCAAAGAGCCAUAACUCAACACAAGAUAAGUGUCUGCUAAGUCUGGCAAUGCAAGACUGCAAACACUGUUUAUAAUUGUUUACAUCAAAACCUCAGAUGGGGUCGGUCUGGUUCGAAGAUCAGCGUUGAAAAUUCACGGACGACGUUACGAGUAUUACAAAAGGAACAAUAUAGGCUACACAUGUCAAAUGGAGUCGUCAAAACACAGUUUUCUUCCUGUAUUAACUGUGCACUUGUGAUUUGUAAUGCUUCUUUCCUGUGAACCAGAGAAAUGUGAAAUUGUGAAGACAAUCAUGAGGUGAACAGGCUGUAUGAUUUAUAGCCCAACCUGUAAUAGUGGAUAACAUGCUGUGAGCACCACUGUCAGACAAUAUGAUGCAUGUAGAUAUAUAGUAUUCUGAUGUUAGUGUGGAUAUAUGUUGUCGAUUACACAGGCAUCUAUAUAUUUGAUAUUAUAUUGUAGUGGGUUGAAUAUUGUGCAACAGCACAGUGUGAACACUUAUUUGGCAACUCGACAAUCACAUAGAUUUGUAUUUAAUUUGUUUAUUUUUCUUUUGUGAAAGAGAAACUGUUGUGAGAGAAGUCAAUUAAUGUGAGUGUCCAUUUGACUUCAAACCCUUUAUGUGGCCUACAUUUGAGUCAGAGUCAUUACAAUGUGCAUGUUUGAAAAGAUGUUUAAGAUUGUUUGAUUGAAUCUUGCUUUUUUAUAUGUUGCUUAUUUUCUCUCCCUGUCCGACACUUUUCUGUUUGUGCUUCUCUCAGGAAGGAAGCAAAACAGGAAGUAUUUUAACCUUUUCACUAUGUUGUAUUUUCUUUUAUGACUUAUUAUUAAGGUGUAUCAUAUAUUGAAUAAAAAUUGUGUUUUGUU